AUGGCGAAAUUUAAGCUGCGGAUCUUUCAGUCAUGCAGAUCAAAAGACCCUUCGGACCUGCCGGAGCAUCCCGUCCCGGCGUUUCAACGUCACAACAUCUUCACCGUCGAUUACCCACCAACCACCGCACAGCUGCCGAUCUCUAAGCAUCAACCACAUCGCUCUUCCUUCAAAAGCCACGUCUCCUCCGCCUUCGGAUGUGGCUCCAAAUCCGGUGACCAGUCUGACUCCGAAUACUUCCAGUGGCAAGAGGACGAGCAAUGGCAUGUUGUCGCUAAAAUAUACGACGCGGAGUCCCCUCGCCGGAAAAUAUACAACUCCUCCGUCUCCGGUGGUGAUACCGACGAUGACCGUUUUGCGUUGCCGUUACUACCAUUGCCUCCGGUGGACAAAAAGAAAAGACGUCGGGGUAGAAGAGCGAAGGUAAACAGAUUAAGAAACAUCAGCACAUCCUCCGGUGAUAGUGGUCUUUUUAGCAGCGAGUAUAGCAUCCAUGAAGGUGGCGAAGACGAAGCUCUUCACGGCGGAGACGACGGUGAAGUGGAAGAUGAAACCGAAACCCUAAUUUCAUCUUCUAGAAGCUUCUCAACGGAUUCGUCAACAGACUUCAACCCUCAGCUAGAAACCAUACGUGAGUGCGCGCCAAUUUCACUCUCGCAUCGCUACAAAUUCAACAAAAAGCGAAAUUCAUCAUCGAAACGCAGCAGCCGAGGCCAUGGAAACAGUGGCGGAGGAGGUGGAGGAGGAGGAAUGAUGAUGAUGAUGUGUAAAGGCAGUUCCGGUAUGUCGCCUGAAUGGGGAUCCCCGGCGAGGUUGUCAGUUUUUAAAAAGCUUAUACCUUGUAAAGUGGAGGGGAAGAUGAAGGAGAGCUUCGCAGUGGUGAAGAGAUCGGAGGAUCCAUUCGAAGAUUUCAAGAGAUCGAUGAUGGAGAUGAUAAUGGAGAAACAGAUGUUUGAGGAGACUGAUCUUGAGCAGCUUUUGCAGUGUUUCUUGUCGUUGAAUUCAAGGUUUCACCAUGGCGUGAUUGUGGAAGCUUUCUCGGAGAUCUGGGACACCAUGUUUGGUGAUGAUUGA
Lactuca saligna is the source of this 1074-nucleotide messenger RNA. Lineage: Eukaryota; Viridiplantae; Streptophyta; Magnoliopsida; Asterales; Asteraceae. The record is from the annotation of a GenBank genome assembly.